Molecule: messenger RNA, 219 nt
Organism: Sphaeroforma arctica JP610
Lineage: Eukaryota; Ichthyosporea; Ichthyophonida
Exons: 2
Coding region: 1-219 (72 amino acids)
Source: RefSeq, a predicted model, not a curated record
AUGCUGGACAUUCCUCCGCCUGUGCAAAUAUCACAUCUGGAUGACGACAUCUCCGAAUCAAGCGCCGCUUUAGUCGCUGUAGCCAUCAAUCCGCACUUGAAUAUACCUGCGUCAGAUGUGGACUCUGGCAUAGACGUGGUGACUGUGGUGAAGAUUGGCCUUGUGUGCUCGGCUAUAGCGGCUGUGGGAUUUGUUCUUAUGCGCACGGCAAUGCGAUGA